This is a messenger RNA of Fundulus heteroclitus (mummichog), 3200 nucleotides long. RefSeq names its product optineurin (gene optn). Gene Ontology annotation, biological process: regulation of canonical NF-kappaB signal transduction; protein localization to Golgi apparatus; Golgi ribbon formation. Gene Ontology annotation, cellular component: nucleus; cytoplasm; Golgi apparatus. The transcript has 13 exons. Gene Ontology annotation, molecular function: K63-linked polyubiquitin modification-dependent protein binding. Lineage: Eukaryota; Metazoa; Chordata; Actinopteri; Cyprinodontiformes; Fundulidae. The record is from RefSeq and is a predicted model, not a curated record. Bases 175 to 1752 code for a protein of 525 amino acids.
CUUAAACGGAAACCCCCUCAGCCUCGCCGUCGGUGAGUUCGCCACUGGCUCCCAGACUUCAGAGAUACUCACGCCUGGGUCGACCCGUUUCGGCCCCCUUUCUCCGAGCCUCUCGCGCGUGUCGUCGGAACGAAUAGCCGGGUCGGGUUCGGUUCUGCGGUUGGCAGCAGCAUCAUGGCGUCAGGCGGCCCUAUGAUGAACGGGGACAUCUCUCGCUCUCCUGCUCAGUCCGGCACGCUGGAGGAGACCGUGCAGCAGAUGAACAUCCUCAUUCAGGAGAACCGAGACCUGAAAGAGGCGCUGCGUCAGACCAACCUCACGAUGAAGGAGCGCUUCGAGGGUUUAUCAGCGUGGAAGGAGAAGCAGGGCCAGGAGAGGGAGUUCCUGGAGGGCCGGCUCCAGGAGGCGCGGCGCUGCGUGGAGACGCUGACCCUCCAGAACCAGGAGCUGAGCAAGAAGCUGGAGGCGGGAGGUGGAUGUCAGAGUGCGGAGGUGGAGGCCCUGCGCGCCCAGGUGGCCCGUCUACAGGCCGAGAAGAACGACCUGGUCGCUCUGAACUCUGAGCUGCAGCUGAAGGCGGAGCAGGGAUCCGAGGACGACUCGUUUAUUGAGAUCAUCAAAGUGUCGGACGCGGGCAUCGAAGACGUGAGCAACGCGUGCGGCUCGGAGCGCGUGCGGCGCCUGGAGCACAGCAUGACGGCGUCGCGGCUGGAGAACGAGGAGCUGACGGUCAGUCAGCUGCUGCAGUCCCUGAGGAACGAGACGCAGAGAUGUGAGCGCCUGCAGGCCGAGCUGCAGGCCUGCGCCGCCAGAAUCCAGGAGCUGGAGGAGAAGAACGGCGAAAUGGAGAAAACGAUGAAAACAAUCCAGACUGAGACCAAGGAUAACGCCACCAAGGAGGACAAGGCUGCCUCCGAGGUGGAGAACCUGAAGUCUCAGGUGAUGACGCUCUUCAAGGACCUGCAGCAGGCCCAGAGCAAGCUGGAUGAAGCUGAAGGCAUGAAGAAGAACCUGCAGGACAGAUGUCGGGACGUGGAGCAGGACGUGGCCUCUCUGAAGGCCCAGCUGGUGGAGAAGCAGGCCGUGCAGUCGGAGAACGACCGGCUGAAGCUGCAGCUGGGCAGCCUGCAGGCCCAGGGCCAGAUGGAGCAGAAGAAGGCCGACGAGGAGAGGAACAACCUGGCACAGCUGAAGGAUGCGUACACCAAGCUGUUCGAGGACUACAACGAGCUGAAAGAGGAGAAGAAGAGAAAAGAGUCGCACAUGGUGGAGAGGAACCUGGCGGAGGACCUGCAGCACCGGCUGACCGCCGCAGAAGAAGCGCUGGUCGUCAAGCAAGGCAAGAUCGACGAGAUGAAGCAGGAGAUCUUCCAGAAGGAGAAGGAGCUGGAAACCAUCUCUGUCUUCCAGGCUCAGGCCGAGGUGUACUCCUCAGACUUCUACGCGGAGCGAGCGGCGAGGGAGAAACUCCACGAGGAGAGGGAGCGCCUGGCCGCUCAGCUGGAGUUCGUGAAGAAGCAGAACACGCAGCUGCAGCAGGACAUGGAGUCGCUGGGCCGGCUUUCGCUCAAUGAAAUGCAGCGCAGACACGGAUCGGCCGGAGCGGGUCCACGCGGAGCUGAACCGAGUCUCGUAGGAAGAAGUACGGACUGGAACCAGGACCACAUUCCCGAACACGCCUGCCCCAAGUGCAACGAGAUCCUUCCCGACCUGGACUCCCUGCAGAUCCACAUCAUGGACUGCAUCAACUAGACCUCCAUCACUAUAAGCUCCCACAACAACACCACGGGCUGCAUUAGCGCCUAUAGCUGAGUCUUCCUCUGCUUUGACCUGCACUGUUCCCCCUUAUGUCUGAUGCCUCAGGAUCCAAAGAUAUGGUUGCAAGAUAGAGACUUUUAUUUCUGGAAGUAAUGGGUCUAAAGAGGCUUCAUUUAUUAAGCCCUGGCAUAGAAUGGUGUGCAGAAAUCCUCAUUCACCAAGUUUUAAAUAGGGAUUAUAAAAAAAAAUGCAUACAGGCUAAUCCCAAUACUGUCUAAUAGGACCCUAAUUUUUUAUCUUAAGCUUCAGUUUGUUCAUUUUGUCAAAAAAAAUACAUAUUUCUCAGAAUUUACAGAUUUUAAAGCAACAGAUACUUAAUGACGGACCCAUAAGGCAGGUGAAACGCGUGUCAUUUGCUACAUGAAAAUCUCUGUAAAUGUUGUAUAACGUCUUAUUUUAACAGCGUACAAGCGAGACAGAACGCAUACAUGUCGUGUUUUAGAAACGCCGUGUGAACUCCCGUCCGUUCAGCAGCCAACCAGAAUGAGUUCACCUGGCUAAAGAGCCAAAACGACGUCUGGUGCGUCUCGUUUGUGAGCCGUAGCACUUCUCCGGCUGAUCCAGGGCAAACUGAAAGUUGAGCUCACCGGGCAUGUCGACGACGGCCGUCACGGAGGUCCUGAGCUUUUAUCUCCCCUUUUAACAGCCAAAAGUUUGGUUUUCUCAUUGUCCUCCAUCCUGUUUCCUACGAGUUUUCCUCCAUCCUGCAUAAAUGCUCCUGCAGUGACACAACUUCCCAAAGCACGUGGAAUCUUUAUGCAAGCAGCCUUCAUAAUCUUAUUUCUUUUAUCUUACUUUUCUUGAGCCCUGUCUUUGCCUUUCUGGCAUAGCUUCCCUACGGGUGCCAGGGCAGAGCCUUUCUAAUCUUAAGAGUAAAUAAAGAGUGGCCUAAAAGGCUAAUAAGGCCGUCAGUAAAGAUGUCACCUGAAUCCUUUUUUAUGUAUUGAAGUGUCCAGUUUCUUUUGGCCAUCGGCAUGCUGGGUAAAUGAGGGCCUUGCUUGUUGUGCGUUUAAGUUAAAGAGUAUAUGAGAAGCUUGUUGGGUUUCUGAUCUGUGCCCUCUGAACUGCAAAGUGGGAAAGAAGGAAAACGUGUUGGGAAGAAGUUGCCCUACCACCAACGGCAUCAAGUACGCAGUCUUUGAAGGUUUUUUAAAUCUAUAUUCUGUGUCCGAUCAUAAUUUAAGCUCCUGAUUGUAUUUUUGCUGUCUGCCCUAAGAGGAUGUGUCAUAUGAAGGUACUGAUUUCCUUUUCAGCAAGCAGAUAAAACUAGUAUAUUUUAGCUGUUAUUGCUCAUGUAGGAAGCGCGCUGUCAGUUCUGUAUACUGUAUUGGUUUUAAAGGCUUGGGAUUCUGUGAGAAAAAAAAUAAAAUUACAAAUUGAGA